This is a messenger RNA of Macadamia integrifolia, 2258 nucleotides long. RefSeq lists its product as uncharacterized. Gene Ontology annotation, cellular component: trans-Golgi network; cytoplasm; Golgi apparatus. Gene Ontology annotation, biological process: phosphate ion transport; cellular response to phosphate starvation. Bases 1156 to 1872 code for a protein of 238 amino acids. The record is from RefSeq and is a predicted model, not a curated record. Gene Ontology annotation, molecular function: inositol hexakisphosphate binding. NCBI's taxonomy places the organism in Eukaryota, Viridiplantae, Streptophyta, Magnoliopsida, Proteales, Proteaceae. The transcript is spliced from 11 exons.
AAGAAGAGAAAAGCAAGAGCCCCAAAUUUCUUCUCCCACACGAGUCCCUAUCCCGUCCUUACAGGCGGUGAUCGAAAGCUUGUGCCCCUGAAUCCCUGGAAGAAAAGAAAAGCAAGAGCCCAAAGUUUCUUCUCCCACACGAGUCCCUAUCCCGUCCUUACAGGCGGUGAUCGAAAGCUUGUUUUUUGAAGGUUGGCUCUGUAGUCGUUCGUCCACCCAUUUGGCAAAGGCGUUCAUCCAUGGAGGCUCCGGCAGCUAUUCACCCUCACCUUCGUAAACACAGUGUUUAGGGAAACCUAAGAUUUACGUGUUAGAGAAACGAAAGAGGGAAGAGGAGAGUUUACCCCUGCAACGCCCCAACCCACCGAUCUUGCCUGAGAACGAUCAAGCAUCAGAGUUCUUUCUGCGCUGACAGGUUUGUGAUCUCAGAAUACAAACAGGAGCUUUUGCUGGUGAGGUUUGAACAGGGAUUUACAGUAGUCGGCGAGGAUUUUUUGUAACAAGUUUGAGUAAAUCUUCGAAAACCACAUCCCGUGUGGAGCAUCUUCGUUGGGCAUUACAAUAGAAGAGUUUUUGGAAAAUUGGAGAAACGAAGGAGGGAAGAGGAGAUUUUGCCACUGCAACGUCCCAACCCACCGAUCUUGCCGGAGAACGAUCAAGCAUCGGACUUGUUUUUGCUGCGACAGGCAUGACUGAACCUACAUAAAGCCAACUAAUGUAAGCUUUUCUACACAGUUGAUCAAUGAUACUUUGUGAGCUCUUACAAACGGAUUUGACCUGAGAAAGGUUUGUUUCAACAGCUGAUAGCUCUGGGUAGGAGGCCUAAGGCUGAGAGAGCCUACCCCCCACCCACAUCUAUCCAUUGAGUUCUCUAGUCUUCUCUCUUAUUUUCUGUUAAUUUUGCCAUUAUUUCUGAGUGUUGUGACUUGUGAGGUUAUAAAGAGAGUAAUUGAGUGUUGUUACAAGGUCCAUUACCCACUAGAGGUGCUGCUGCUAUAUUGAAUCUGAGGAGAGCAUGUGAUAGCCUGCUGCAGAUAUUUUCUGGGCAGCAGUUUGAAGCCCCCAUCUACCAACCCUGAGAUCAUAUUACCCCAGCCCUAGUUUGACCUUAUUUCAAGAAGAAGCUAUAUCUCUACAACCUGAUUCUCAAAGAUCAUGAAGAAAUAUGACAAGAUCACUUCAAGAAGGGCAGCAAGGGCUUACCUAAACAUGGUUGACAACUCUUACCUUGGAAGCUCUGAUGAGAUCACUAAGCUCAUGGAGAGAGUGGAAGCUACCUUCAUCAAGCACUUCUCAAACUCAAACCGACAUAAGGGCAUAAACAUCUUGAGACCACAAGCAAAGAGAGAAAGGCAUAGAAUAACAUUUUCCGUGGAGUCUCUCGAAUGCAACAUGCAGCCGAAAACAUCUCAUGGAUUGUGUUUAGAAACAGUAUCAGGAUAUUCUGGGUUAUUUUCAGUAAUGUCAACAAUCUUGGCUGGGGUCCUAGGAGUUGGACUGCAACAAAUAUCUCAUGCAGAUGCCAAAACGGCUGAUCCUGAGGUUCCCUUGCCAUCAGAAUCUCCAUCAAGCUACACCGAUUUGGAAAAAAUUGUUAAGAAAAAACGACUUCGAUUGGAAGAGUUGCUCAAAAGUAGAGGAAUGUUUUAUGGCUCCUAUCCUAGAUUUACUGUCGCCAUGAAGGGUCAAAAGGUCACAAUCAAAUUCCAAAUACCUCCAACAUGUGAAGCGCCACACUUAAUUGUGGACCUUGUUUCACAUCUAGGAUUGAAGGAUGAACGUGGUGGUGGAUCAGAUAUGGGGGGUUUGAUUGGGAGGAGUCUUCUUAUUCAUCUUUUUCUAGUCCUGCUCUCGACUUUAUCUACGAGGUAAUUUGCUGGAUUGCUCUUUCUAAUUGCAUGCACUUUGCGUUCAAGAAGCUCGCACGGAUUGUGGCAGAUGGGAUUGGCGAUCCUUCUAGGAAUAAGGUUCCAAUGAGAUUGGUAUCGAUGUGCUGAAGUGGAUUUCUUGCCUCGAAUAUUUUUUUACUUCGAGGAUAGUUGGGGAUUUUAUUUGUCAAUUUAGGUCAUGAAGUUUGAUAGUUUUCCUUUCGAUUAUUAUUGUAUAUAUUCAUAUAUCUUCUCACUCGCGCUGUAGAAAUCCAGCAAUGAUCUGUGGAUGUACAUUGUCUACAGGCAGUAGCUUUAUUGUCUGAUUUAUAAAUUCAAAACUAAGUAUUUGUUAGGAAGAUGUUUCUUCAUUAAAUUGAUUGUUCUGCA